AGAUGAAUUUCCUGUCAUUUACUGGAACUAUAUUCAUAGAGGACACUUGGUUUACAGUGAGAUGUAUACCUGUAACAAGUGUCUACUUAUGAGCUGAGACAAAUGACAACAUUGUGUAAUAUGCAGGCCAUUAAGAAGGAGCCCUCAUGUAGUGGGCCCGACACUGCAGAGGAUGCCCUGGUGCUGGCUUUGCAAGGGGCAGACAGGGACCUGAUUACUCACAAGAUGUCAACUCUGCCAUUUAAGACCAAGUCUUCUACCUGUCGCAGAAAACGCGAGUUCAUACCAGAUGAGAAAAAAGAUAACCUGUACUGGGAGAGAAGGCGCAAAAACAAUGAAGCAGCUAAGUGCUCUAGAGAAAAUCGUAGGCUUAAUGAUAUGGUGUUGGAGAACAAGCUCGUGGCCCUUGGGGAAGAGAAUGCAUCCCUGAAAGCUGAGUUGCUGUCUCUUAAACUCAGGUUUGGCUUGGUGAGCUCAGCAGCUUAUGCCCAGGAAGUGCAAAAAAUUUCCAGUUCCACUGCUGCACUCUUCCAGGACUACACAAGAAAAAUAGAAUCAGCAAGUUUGACCAGCAGCUAUAUAUCUGUCAUCAAGCACUCAUUUCACAGUGCUUUAUCUGAUGGAUCUGACUCAAGCAUGCUGACUCAUGAAAGCCCACUUAUAAAUAUUUCCAGAUUCCCUGAUAUCAUUAAGCAAGAACGUCUAGAAACCUGCAUUUAUGCCAAAGACAGGACUAGUCCAUAUGAACUAUAUAGAAACUACCUUAGUAGUCCUUUCCCUGAGAUAUUGUCCCAGCCAUCUCCAUUCUUGCAAAUCACCAGAUCGUCUAGCAAUUCACCACGAAUGUCUGAUGGUGAUGACAUAAGCAAGUCAUCGGAUGGGGAAGAUGAACAACAGGUCCCAAAAGGCCCAUUUCCUUUUAAGGCUGUGUCAAAGAGUGUGAUAGUUUCCACCCUCAAGGUGCCGGAUGCCAGUGCUUCAGCUUUGCCUCACAAAUUGAGGAUCAAGACUCGGGCAAUCCAGAUUAAAGUAGAGGCUAUAGAUCCCAAUUAUGAAUCGUCCAGAAAAUACUCCUCUCCCAUUGACAUGUCUGCGAGUGGAUGCUAUCAAAUGUGUCAGUACGCUACACCGGAGUACAUGCAGUCUUCUCUAAGCCCUUUGUCUCUGCAGGCAUCCAGUGUUCAGGACUGGAAUCACCAGCCUCAGGAAUGGCACAAAGAUCACCAGGAGGCACCCGCUGACUGCAAGCACCGGCUCUGUCCAGACUCACCAGAACCUAACAAACGAAUUAUUGACCGUAAAACUAUCUCCUAUGCUAACACUGCAUCUGGGAACUUAUACUUGAAAUGAGACAUUGCUGAUCUGUCAGCAGAAGUGGCCUCUUUAAAAAGACUAAUUACAAAUCGGCAAGGGUCUGUUAUUGAGUCUACAAAAAACACUACUGAAAUAAACUCAUUAUCAAAAUGAUGUACAGUAUCUCAAAGUAAGUCCCUUCUCUUUGCACAAUUCCUGUUUUCCACUGCGUUUGCUAAUGCACUGUGUGGUUCUCAUGGUGUCAAAAUCCUGCACUUCAUUGUGAGGAAUGGUGUUUUGUGCACUUACUGUUGUAGUGUUCUCUUGAUGACUGCAUUUGUAUACCAGUGGACAAAAUUCAGGUUACUGUUAAUGCAAAAUUAAUGUUAUCUUCUCAAAAUGUAUUGUAUCAUAUUAUUUUUUGGUUUACAAUAAAUGUA
This is a messenger RNA of Triplophysa rosa, 1733 nucleotides long. It is a transcript of the gene nfil3, whose product is annotated as nuclear factor, interleukin 3 regulated. The coding region runs from base 103 to 1350 and encodes 415 amino acids. Gene Ontology annotation, cellular component: nucleus. The record is from RefSeq and is a predicted model, not a curated record. Gene Ontology annotation, molecular function: DNA-binding transcription factor activity; DNA binding. NCBI's taxonomy places the organism in Eukaryota, Metazoa, Chordata, Actinopteri, Cypriniformes, Nemacheilidae. Gene Ontology annotation, biological process: circadian rhythm; DNA-templated transcription; regulation of DNA-templated transcription. The transcript has a single exon.